AGUCCGCACAUGACAGAGGGGCGCGGGGCGUGCGCGACGCCGCGGGGCUGAACUGAGGGGCAGGACGCAGCCGCUGGCGGCGCGGUCAUGAACGGCUUCGCGCCUGAGGACGCGGCUCCGCGCGGGGGGGACCCCGCAGCCGCCGCCGCCGCUGCUGCUGCUGCUGCCGCCGCCGCCGCCGCCGCCGGGGCCAGCGCGGGCUCCGCUGUGGAGGUGCCGCCGCCACCGCCUCCAGUGCCGCCGCCGCCGCCGCCUCUCGGGGCCGCAGCCGGGGCCGGGGCCGUCGCGGGCGCUAACGCCGCCGCGGUUGCCGCUGCUGCUGCCGCCGCCGCCGCUGCGGGCCCGGCGGGCGCGGCGGGGCCCGGAGCCGGGCAGCUGUGCUGCCUGCGCGAGGAGGGCGAGCGCUGCGGCCGGGCCGCCGGCAACGCCAGCUUCAGCAAGCGCAUCCAGAAGAGCAUCUCGCAGAAGAAGGUGAAGAUCGAGCUGGACAAGAGCGCAAGGCAUCUUUAUAUUUGUGACUUUCACAAAAACUUAAUUCAGAGCGUGAGAAACAGAAGAAAGAGAAAAGGCAGUGAUGAUGAUGGUGACUCGCCAGUGCAAGACAUUGACACUCCAGAGGUUGACUUAUAUCAGUUGCAAGUAAACACGCUUCGAAGGUACAAAAGACACUUCAAGUUACAGACUAGACCAGGACUCAACAAAGCACAGCUUGUUGAAAUAAUUGGUUGCCAUUUUAGGACUAUUCCAGUGAAUGAAAAGGACACCUUAACAUAUUUCAUCUACUCAGUGAAGAAUGACAAGAACAAACCAGAUCUAAAGAUGGAUAGUAGUGUUCACUAGGAUAGAGAAAAUUGGGACUAAGACUCAAGUUACAAAUCAAAAGACUGUUUUUGACAUACAGAAGCCUUCUUUGUAAAUUUUUUUCAGAGAAUUGUCUCUGACUUUUAUUUUUCAUGGUCUUGCUGACUCAUUUGAAAACAGCCUCCUCUAAAAUGCAAUUUCCUUGGCAAAAAUAUUUUAAAUAAAUAUUAUUGAUAUUGUUGCUGAA
This is a messenger RNA of Alligator mississippiensis (American alligator), 1048 nucleotides long. RefSeq names its product Sin3A associated protein 30 (gene SAP30). NCBI's taxonomy places the organism in Eukaryota, Metazoa, Chordata, Crocodylia, Alligatoridae. Gene Ontology annotation, biological process: regulation of DNA-templated transcription. The coding region runs from base 88 to 840 and encodes 250 amino acids. The record is from RefSeq and is a predicted model, not a curated record. Gene Ontology annotation, molecular function: protein binding; transcription coregulator activity. The transcript is spliced from 4 exons. Gene Ontology annotation, cellular component: histone deacetylase complex.